AGUUUCCUGAAACAGCUAUGGCAGGAGUGGAAACACAGCCACUGGAUAUAGAGAAAGAAAAAAUCGAACAACCAGACUCAAAUAAACACUUCCCAAAGAAGAGAAAUAAGUCGGGGCGAGAGAGCAGCAAAGAUAAGAAAGAAGUCUCUGGCACGAAAGACAGUGGGAAAGUUCAGAAGAAAGGUGGCAGAGGGAGAAAAAGGACAGAAGCCAGAGAGGUAGCAGCUGUGGACAGAGGGAAGGCCAAAGCAGAGUGCCACGCUGGCAAGUCUAAGGGCAGGGUAGAAGGCAAGACGGCGGCACGAGUGGGAAAAGACCAAGGGCGGGUAAAGACCAAGGCGCUCAAGCAGAAACCCACUCAAUGCUGCAGGACAGCAAAGGGCAGGCGGGCCGCCGCCUGUAGCAGGAAGAGCCGGACUCGGAGAGCCAGGAAGAGCCGCAGAGGUUCUUCGCACAGUGAUAGCUGUUCAACUUGUUCAGAGGACAGUUGGUCAGACAGCGACUGUGACUGUUGCAGUGACAGCGAAAGUUAUUCUGAUAGCUGUAGCACUUGCAGUGACUAUGACACUGGUACUGAUGAAAGUGACACUUCAUGCUCAUGUUCAGACUGCUGCAGCGAACAGGACUGGACUCCUGAAAACAGCCCAUUGAAGCCAAAGAAGAUAGGACUGUAACAUGUGAAA
Messenger RNA from Schistocerca cancellata (South American locust), 683 nucleotides. RefSeq names its product protein starmaker-like. The record is from RefSeq and is a predicted model, not a curated record. The coding region runs from base 18 to 674 and encodes 218 amino acids. Lineage: Eukaryota; Metazoa; Arthropoda; Insecta; Orthoptera; Acrididae. The transcript has 3 exons.